UAUUGAGUUUGUGUCCGAUGAAGAAUAAGUUAUUGAAAAUUAUGGAGAAGUAGAAUAAAUGUGAUAUUUUAUUAGUUGUAUAAUUUUGAACUCAUUUUAAAUUUGAUAUUAUUGUGUUGGAGUUAUAGUAUGUGAUUUAUUCUGUAAUUUAUGUUGAUACCAUGGAAUCCGUCUAGCGGCGCCUAAUCCCCGCUUAGAUGGCCUUGGCACUAGGCGCUAGUCUAACUCCCGACUAGCACCUAACAAAUUUUAGAACUUGCCAACAUUAUUGACUCUGUUGGGAAAAAAUAGAAAUAAACUAAAGUAUGGAUCUGGUGCAUUAUCUCAUCGACAUGAAGGCGUAGAGCAAUGUUGUCAAAAUCGCGAGUCGGAACGUAGAAUCGCACGAUUCUACGCGUUUUUGGUGGCCUUCUGCGUUGCGUGCCCAGGCGGAAGCGGAAUCGGGUGGAAUCAUGCAGAAUCGCGUGGAAGCGUAGCGGAAAUCGUAGACUCGUAAGAGUCCAGCGAUUCUACGCGAAAUGUCCGCUGGUUUUCCAAGACCGGAAGGUCGAUCGCAGCGAUCGAUCAAACACGGGUCCAAGAAACCCUAACUUUCCUAAGUCGCGUCACGAGCCAUCGUCGCCGCAACUGCUGUGCUUCGUUCUUCUUCAGCAACCAUCGUCUCCUUCACGUACGCGUCUGUCUCCUCCUCCCUGUGCGUCCGAUGUGCGUUGACCGGCACUGUGACUGACUUCGAUUAAAGGUACGCCACCAUCCGCCUCUGUCCCUUCUCCAUCUAUCUCAUCUGUGGGUCUCUGUUCUUUACUUCUUUGGCCGUCUCUGUCCCGUCUGCAUCUCUGAAGGCUGUUGGCCACGUCUGUGGUUCGCGAGCUGCUGUUGCAGAGUUGCAGUGUCGUUGGUGAAGCUGAAGCUGCGUGGUGGUGUUCUUGUUCUUCUUUAAUUUCACGAAAAUGAGUACAGAAGCUAGUGUUGGUGGGUCUGGUGAAGCAAACUCCAAUAGUGGUGCAGCCACUCCAAGCGUAGCUUCCACAACUAGUGGAACUUCAGAUUCCAAAAGAUUGGCAGUGAAUGCUCCUGGAAAUAGAUCUGAUCCAGGUUGGAAACAUGGAAUUGCAGUUGAUGAAAAUCCAAAGAAAGUGCAAUGCAAAUACUGUCAAAAGGUGAUAAAUGGAGGGAUUUAUAGACUCAAGCAUCAUUUGGCAGGAACACAAAAGGAUGUUGGAGCAUGCAAGGCUGUUAGUGAUGAUGUAAGGAAGGAAAUGUGGAAAAUUGUAUCCUCAUUGCAAGAAAAUUUAAUAAAGAGGGCAAAGGAGAUUGAAGGAAGAUCAAGUGAUUCAAGUCCUCUUGGCUAAUAUGAAGAUGAGGAGGUGGAGGGUGCAAAAAGACAAAGGCGAGAAAUUGCAAAGAAUCCUGCUGAUCUAUUCAAGAAAAGGGGUGUGAGUAGUCAAACUACCAUCAAUGGCAUUUUCAAGAAGAAUUUGAGGGAGGAAGCUUGCCAAGGGAUUGCCUCUUUUUUCUACAAUAAUGCUAUACCUUUUCAUGUGGCAAAAAGUGAUGAAUUCAAGAAGAUGCUAGACUUGGUUGCAAGACAUGGUAUUGGCUUUAAGCCUCCAUCCUACCAUGAGAUUAGAGUCAAGUAUUUGAAACAACAAGUUGAUUGCACCAAAGAAGUUAUAGAGCAGCACAGAUAAGAGGAGGAGGACUAUAUUAAACUUCUUGGUUAAUAGUCCUAUGGGAACCAUUUUUUUGAAGUCAAUUGAUGCAUCUGAUAUAUCUAAAACAGCUGACAAGAUUUUCAAGUUGAUGGAUGAAAUUGUUGAAGAAGUUGGUGAAGAGAAUGUAGUGCAAAUUGUCACAGACAAUGCAGCAAACUACAAAGCAGCCGAGGAGAUGUUGAUGGGGAAGAGAAAGAGGCUAUAUUGGACGCCUUGUGCAGCUCAUUGCAUCGAUUUAAUGUUGGAGGAUUUUGAAAAAAAGAUACCAAUACAUAAAGAGACAAUUGCACGAGGUAAAAAGAUCACAACUUACAUCUAUUCAAGGACUGCGCUUAUUUCUCUAGUGCAUCAUUUUACCAAAGAAAAGGAUUUGAUUAGACCAGCCACUACCCGUUUUGCCACAUCUUACUUGACUUUGGGUUGCUUGAAUGACAAUAAGGGAGCAUUGAUUAGAAUGUUUACAUCCAAAGAAUGGAAAUCUAGUCAAUUUGCAAAGACUAAAGAUGGAAAGGUUAUUGAAAAUGUGGUAAUGGAUAAGGACUUCUGGAAAAGCAUUAUUACAUGCUUGAGGAGUGCUUAUCCUUUGAUUAAAGUCCUUCGUUUGGUAGACUCAGAUGAGAAGCCUGCCAUGGGGUUCAUUUAUGAGGAAAUGGACCGGGCCAAAGAAAAGAUACAAGCUGCCUUUAAUGGUAUUAAGAAAAGUUACUUGCCUCUAUGGGAAAUUAUAGAUGCAAGAUGGGAUAAUCAACUGCAUCGGCCUUUGCAUGCUGCGGGCUAUUACCUUAACCCUCAAUUUCAUUACAGUCCUAAUUUUAAAGCUGACUUUGAAGUGAAAAGAGGAAUAUAUGAUUGUCUACAAAGGAUGGUUGAAAGUAUGGAAGAAGUAAAGAAGAUUGAUGCUCAACUGGAAGACUUCAAAUAUCCAAAGAAAUUCUUUGGUAGUGCAGUAGCCACUUGUGGAAUUGAAACCAAAACUCCAGCACAAUGGUGGGAAUCAUAUGGUUAUGAACAUCCUGAGUUGCAAAAGUUUGCUAUUCGUGUUUUGAGCUUGACAUGCAGCUCAUCUGGCUGUGAGAGGAAUUGGAGUGCAUUUGAGAUGGUCCACACUAAGAGAAGAAAUCGUUUGAAGGCAAAAACGAUGAAUGACGUAGUCUUUGUGAUGGCUAAUUCAAAAUUAGCCAAGAAGAAGGAAUUGAGGAAAGUCAAUGACUAUAGCAUUGAUGACCUAGCUUCUUAUGAUGAUUGGAUUGUGGAUGAUAGUGAAAAUUUAGAUUUGGAUGCUUCAAAUGAAGAUUUGGUUCCAGUUGAAGAAGACCUAGUAGUGGAGCACCUCAUGAUGAUUUGGAACUGCCUAGUUAUGAUGAUGAUGAUGAAGUUGAAGAAGGUGGAGAUGCCAUGGAGGAUGCUGGAGAUGAAGAACACAUGGAGGAUGAUUAUGAAUUCAUGAAUUUAUGAAGCUUAGAACUUGACUAUUAUUUUUCAUGUUGUAGACUUAUAUGUUAUCUAAAAUUUGUGACUUAUGACUUUUUUUAUGUGUGGAUUGUAGAAGA
Molecule: messenger RNA, 3265 nt
Organism: Zingiber officinale
Lineage: Eukaryota; Viridiplantae; Streptophyta; Magnoliopsida; Zingiberales; Zingiberaceae
Exons: 3
Coding region: 1732-3162 (476 amino acids)
Molecular function (GO): protein dimerization activity
Source: RefSeq, a predicted model, not a curated record